Phaedon cochleariae (mustard beetle) is the source of this 1137-nucleotide messenger RNA. Lineage: Eukaryota; Metazoa; Arthropoda; Insecta; Coleoptera; Chrysomelidae. The record is from the annotation of a GenBank genome assembly.
AGGAAAUAUUGAAAGGAGAUCGACCUUGUCGUUAACAUGAAUGCUUUCUUGUUUUCAUCACCCAUUACAGUUGCAGUUUAUGUCAUUAUACGAGUAAACCAGAAACCUGCAUUAUAGUUCAUUAUUCAAUUCGAAGGAUGGAUACUAAGGAGUGGCUCACUCAUAACAAGAGCGAGAUGUUGAAGGUAGCAUUACGAAUGCACGGGAAGACAGAGGAGCAGCUGGAAGAGGAUAUUCAGAUAAUCAGGGAUUGGCUGAAAACUCAACCGCAUUUGCCUGAAAUACCCUGUGACAACCUAAUAAUGAAUUUCCUGCUUUUGCACAAGUUCAGCAUUGAAAAUACUAAGGAAAAACUUGAUAUGUACUAUACCAUCCGGCAUCUCCUACCCGAAGUUUAUGACAGCAGAGCAAAUACUGCAGAAGAUAUGAAGGAGAAUGCUGAUAUUUGUCAUUUCAUCCCUCUGCCUAAAAGAACCGAAGACGGAGACAGAGUCAGUGUGGUCCAACUCACCGAAGGAAGUGGUGAUAUGUUCGAUAUGUAUAGAUCGAUGGGUUAUUGCUACAACACUUUGGAGAUACGACUGCAAGAAGAUGUUUUGACUUCCGACAUAUUCAUCAAUGAUCUACGAUACGUUCGUAUGUCUCACAUUGUCAAAAUAACUCCAAUACACCUGAAGAAGGUGAUCACAAUUCUAGAGAAAGUCUACAACAACAAAGUGAAACAAUUUCAUUUCUUGAAUUGUCCGCCAUAUGCACUGACCUUACUGAAUAUAUUCAAACAAUUCAUGAAACCAAAACUAGCUGCAAGGUUAUUCAUCUAUGAGGAUACAACUUCAAUCACAAAACAUAUUUCCAAAGAUAUUUUGCCAUGUGAUUUUGGAGGAAAUGAGCGGUCUCUUUAUGAACUCAAUGAGAUAUGGAAACACAAACUAUCAGAAUAUAACGACAGAUUCAUUGCAUUGUCCAAAAUGAGAACCGACGAGAAAUUGAGGCCCUCUCCUCUGAAGAAUGAUCAGAUUUUGGGAUACCAUGGCAACUUCAAGAAACUAGAAAUGGACUAGAUGGAUAAGCUACUGGGUGAUUGGUUCACUGUGAUUAUGUUUGAUUGAUAAUAAUAAUAAUAAUAAUAAUAAUAAU